Molecule: messenger RNA, 2787 nt
Organism: Periconia digitata
Lineage: Eukaryota; Fungi; Ascomycota; Dothideomycetes; Pleosporales; Periconiaceae
Source: the annotation of a GenBank genome assembly
CUGACCGAGAGCAACAUCAUGUCACAACCACACCAAAAGUCAUUUCAGCAAGAAGCAGACAAUGUCGAAAGUCUCCAGCGUUACGAGUCACCCAUGCGCUCCCCGGUUGCCGGAUCGGUAGGCGGAGGCACUGCCUCUGAUCUUGGUCCCUUUUUAGACACCGAUUCUGAACUGUACCUCUACGCCAAUGUCCCCUCUCCAAUGAACUCUGUUGUUGCGUUUGACAAUCAUUCCUUGGCGGAGAUCGUCAAUUCGACGGGCACCCCUUCUGCCUUCGUCGUGGAUGACAAUGAACACAGAAAGGAUCCGGAAUACAAGAAGGAUCUCAAAAGCGAGGUUCUCGUCAAUUGGCUACACUUGCAGCAGGAAGAGCGCCUUUGGACCACUGGGGGCCCAAAUGAGGGCGUCUUUCUCAAAAAGUCCAAGGGUUCGUUCGUCUGCUGUCCUGCCCAAUUGCAACCAGAGUCUUCCGCUCUCUACCAAGCGUUGGGUCAGCUUGGUGCGCGGGUCGCCAUGACUGUAAACACUCGAGUCAUCAAACUCCUCCUGGCACGGAACGAGCAGCCUUGGGUUCAGAUCAACAAAGGCCUCCGUCUGCAGAUCAUUCCUGAUAUCACAUCCUUGCCAUACUGCCAGAAGUACCAGUCCGCUGCUUUUGUCGCCUCCUCGCAGUUGCUUUUGGUGUGGGAGGAUGAUCCAAAGAGCUUGCUAGAUCGCGCUCAGUAUAUCCAGGACAACUUGAUGAAGAUGAUAUGGGGGAAAGAUCAGGCAAACCUCGAAGGUGAUGGGAUUCAAGAAACCAAGCUAGAGAAUGAGGAGUGGCGAGAAGUCCUCGAGGACGGCCCUCAGACUCCAGAAGAGCGCCCUUUGAUCCUUGUUCAGGCUUUCAGUGCUGCACUGACCGUCGCUCUAGUGCUUGCUGCGCUGGGGAGCGGCUGGAGGCAGAUUGCUAUCGAGAUUGCCAUUGACCGAAACUUCUACCGUUUGCUCUUGCUUCUCAGUACUGUCCCACAGAUUUGGCUUGCGUUAUUCUUCUUCCAAGCUCUCGUCGGCAAUGUUCUACAGAUCAUUGGCCCUACUGGUCAGGUCAAACGAAACACCAAGUUCUAUUCCGGAAAAGCCCCACCUCGAUUGUCAAUCGAUGUUCUCGGAAGUCUACCCCACGUCACCAUACAGAUGCCGGUGUACAAGGAAGGUUUGCAUGCUGUCAUCGAACCCACUAUACAGUCCAUCAAAGCCGCGAUAUCCACGUACGAAAUGCAGGGUGGCACUGCUAACAUCUUUGUCAAUGACGAUGGUAUGCAGCUCCUCCCCGAUGACGAGGCAAAGGCAAGGCAGGACUUCUACGACGAACACGGCAUUGGUUGGGUCGCACGACCCAAACAUAAUCCCAGUCCCGCGUCUUCAGAGGAACGUGUUUUCCAUCGUCGCGGGAAAUUCAAGAAGGCUUCCAACAUGAACUACGCAAUGGCCAUCAGUACUCAGGUUGAGGAGCUUCUGCUGAAGGUGGAAAGAGAUGAGGGCUGGACCCAGAGACGUGAAAAUGAUGCUUACAAUCAAGCUCUCAACCAAGUCAUCGGCGACCUAGAAGGCGAAGCUUGGGCGGAUGGGAAUAUACGCAUGGGCGACUAUAUUCUUAUCAUCGACAGCGAUACUCGAGUCCCCAAGGACUGUUUGUUGGAAGCCGUCAGUGAGAUGGAGCAGUCUCCAGAGGUCGCCAUCAUUCAAUAUACCUCUGGUGUCAUGAAUGUGACCGAGAGCUUUUUUGAAAAGGGCAUCACGUUCUUCACCAAUCUCAUCUACACCUCGAUUCAAUACGCGGUUGCCAACGGUGAUGUCGCACCUUUUGUAGGGCACAACGCAGUACUCCGCUGGGCCGCUAUGCAGGAGAUUGCAUACCAAUGCGAUUUGGAAAACAAGGAAAAGUACUGGUCUGAAAAUACCGUCUCGGAAGAUUUUGACAUGGCUCUACGCCUCCAGACUGCCGGCUACAUUGUGCGCUUCGCAGCCUAUCAAGGUCAAGGGUUUAAAGAAGGUGUUUCCCUUACCGUCUACGAUGAACUUGCCCGCUGGGAAAAAUACGCAUACGGCUGCAACGAACUCGUCUUCCACCCCCUCCGCUCAUGGCUCAUCAAAGGCCCCUUCACCCCCCUCUUCAUCCGGUUCAUUACCUCCCGCAUGCCCAUCGGUGCAAAGAUCACAAUCAUGGCUUACAUCGGGACCUACUACGCCAUCGGCUCCGCCUGGAUUCUCACUAUGCUCAACUACUUUCUCAUGGGCUGGUUCAACAACGGAUAUCUCGAUAAAUUCUACCAAGACAGCUUCAGCAUCUACUUCUCGCUCGUCGUCAUCUUCACCGGCCUCGGCAACGUUUCACUCGCUAUACUGCGAUACCGCAUCAGCGAAGGUGGGGGUUUAAUCCGCAAUUUCUGGACAAACUUCAAAUACGUCCUCAUUCUCGUCAUUUUCCUCGGUGGUGUAUCCAUCCACGUCUUCCAAGCCAUCCUCUCGCACUUCCUCAGCAUCGACAUGUCGUGGGGUGCUACCGCAAAAGAAGUUGAGGCCGUGCACUUUUUCGAGGAGAUCCCCCGUGUACUGAAGUCGUUCAAGGGAACUUUUCUGUGGGCACUCGCCAUGACGGCAGUUAUGAUUUAUCUGGCCGUUGGUGUGCAUGAAUUCUGGAGGAUUCGGGACUUGGUAGCGAUUUACCCGAUGGCUAACAUGAUUGCUAGUCAUGUAUUGCUGCCGGUGCUCUUGAAUCCUAAUCUAAUGCUAUUCACGUGGUGA